AUGUUUGCCCUGAGCCCCGGAACUUCCCCUCCGCCCACACCUUAUCUUACUAUUCUAAAUACAUAUUUCAAGCCAGGCUUGCUAACGAGGUUGGAGAAAAGGGUGAAAAGGAAGACGGUGCUGGCUCUGGAGGAGCUGACUCGGCAAAUAGAAGAAACGCACAGCCGGCGGGAAGGGCUGCUGGAGGACGGCUGGCAGCUGCUGGAGGAGAAAUCCCGCGUUCAGGCUGAAAACCAGCUUUUCAUGGAACACCUGUGCAGGAGGAACGCGCAGUGUAGACAGAGACAGGAGGAGCUGUGGCAGCGGCGUUUCCAAGAAUGUGAAGAGAUGCAACAGAGGAGACAGGAAUUAGCCGCCAGAUACAGCCAGGGAAGGGCAGACCUUCAAGCCCAGCUCUCCCGGGGCGGAAAGACCCUGUCCGAGUUGAAGCAGCGGUUGCAGACACUGAAGCCCGUUUACAUCGUAAAGGAGAGGCAGGACAAGAAAAUGCAGGCCUUAGAGAAGGAGAAAGAGAAAAUCCGAGGUGAGACCGCUGCCAAGGACCAGGAGGCACACUUGCAGUUCCUGCGAGAGAAGGCUCUGAUGGAGGAACAACUGGAAGACUUACACAGCAUGGAGCUGGGGCGGGUCGACACCAGGGAGCUUACUGGGAAGUACCAGGCCUUGGCGCGGGCAGCCAAGCAGGCUCACUUUGAGUUCUGCAGUGGCCUCCACAGGGAGAACCAGCAGCUACGGAAGGAAUUGCAGCAACUGAGUCAGGAAUACCACAAGCUGGAGGCUGCAAGAAGCCAUCUGGAAAAGCAGCAGCAGCGGUUGAAGGAGAAGCAGUGGUAUCUAGAAGCCUUGAGCAGAGGGAGGCAACGGUUGCAGGCAGAACGGGAACGGGAGAGUCGACUUGACGGCAAUCCGUGCUCCAGAGAACAGCAUGCCUCAAAGAUCAUGCUGAGCACCAAACCAAGAAUGAACCCAAAGGAAUAGCUACAGUUACUGAUUAAAUAAAUCGGAGUACUGGCAAUAGUCUACAGUCCAACAACCGGAAAAGUGCCCCUCAAGGAGAAUGGAUGGAAUGUGUUUCCUUGAAGGAGCGUUACUGAGAUGUGGGGUUAUGCUCCUGGCCUGGGACCUGCGUUUUGACGAAUCACUGUCUGCCCCAGUUGAGGACUCCAGAGGUUUAGAACAUUCGGGAAACUUUUAAAAGAGUUUCGCCACCCCUUUUUAUAGUAGCAUUUGAAAUUUUCAAAUUACCUAGUUAUAGUAUAUAUUUUAGUUCUACCAUACUUGUUUUUUCUUAACGUGUACUUCGGAUUCCACCAAGUGCCUUCUGUAAUUAGUAUGGCCUUUUGCUAUAACUGGGAAUCAUAUUUUAAAUUACAGGUGUUUGUUUAAAAUGGUUGUAUUUUUUGCAUUUGUGAU
Nannospalax galili (Upper Galilee mountains blind mole rat) is the source of this 1413-nucleotide messenger RNA. Its product is annotated as coiled-coil domain-containing protein 121-like. Bases 1 to 978 code for a protein of 325 amino acids. The transcript has a single exon. Lineage: Eukaryota; Metazoa; Chordata; Mammalia; Rodentia; Spalacidae. The record is from RefSeq and is a predicted model, not a curated record.